Molecule: messenger RNA, 4419 nt
Organism: Trematomus bernacchii (emerald rockcod)
Lineage: Eukaryota; Metazoa; Chordata; Actinopteri; Perciformes; Nototheniidae
Product: FACT complex subunit SSRP1-like
Exons: 1
Coding region: 2830-3201 (123 amino acids)
Molecular function (GO): transcription cis-regulatory region binding
Source: RefSeq, a predicted model, not a curated record
CUCUGAUGGGUUGUGGGAGUGAGUUCCAGAGGGAGGGGGCAGCGACGGAGAAGGCUCUGUCCCCCACUUCUCUAAUCUCUUGAACAUGCCGGAGUAUGAUUUCUCCAUGGUCUUCAGGACCUGCUCCUUUUCGUUAAAAACUGCAGUGAGCUUCGUCUGGGCCACAGUGAGCUUCGUCUGGGCCACAGUGAGCUUCGCAAUAAUUUAUUCAGUAGAACAUAAAAACUUUACUAAGAAAACUAAAAUCAGAGCUGUCUAAAAUAUAAUCUCAGUAAAAAGAUAGUCUAAAACUAUUUUAAAAUACAAUUAAACGCAGUUAAAACAAUACAAAGAAUUCAAAUGUUAAAAGGGUUAAAAGUCUUUUCGAGCUUCGUCUGGGCCACAGUGAGCUUCCUCUGGGCCACAGUGAGCUUCCUCUGGGCCACAGUGAGCUUCGCAAUAAUUUAUUCAGUAGAACAUAAAAACAUACUACACUGUAAACAUUUUACCUCCCAACAACUCCUAACACAGCAUAAUCACAAUUGUUUCUGACUGUUCAGCAGCUUGAUUGACAGUGGAACAAAGGAAAACUUAUACCUGUUCAAUUUCCAGUUUGGUAAUCUAUACCUUCUGCCCGAGGGCAGCAACUCAAACUCUCUAUACAGGAUGUGUUUGGGGUCGCAUGUGAUUUUACGGCCUUGUUUUAUCACCAUCUCCUCAAAUAUCUCCCGAAGAGAGGAUGGUGGAAGCAUGCCAAUUAUUUUUCCAGCCCUUUUUAUCAAGCUCUGGAGUUGUGAUUUAGAUUUAACUGACAAGUUACCAAACCAUGUUGUGAUGCCAUAUCGAAUAAUAGACUCAAUUGCUGCCCUGUAGAACAUUAACAUGAUACAUUUAUCCACUCCAUGAACCCUGAGCCUACGCAGAAAAUGCAGGCGCUGGCUUAUCUUUGAGCAUACCUGAUCCACCUGAUGGGCCCAGCCUAACUGAGCAUCAAAAUAAAUCCCCAAAUAUUUAAAACGUGAAACCUGCUCAACUCCCUCCCUGUUGAUAAGGACUGGGCUGUGAUCACCUACUGACUUGGGGUCAAAGAUAAUUUCCUUUGUUUUUUAACAUUUAACACCAGGUUGUGCGCCUCACACCACUUCACGACCUCUUCAAUCUCAAGUUUAUAAAUAGAAAUGUCUGAGUCUCUAGUCAGUAGACUAAGUAUGGCUGUGUCAUCAGAAAACUUUAUAAUGUGGUUGUGCUGACUCCUACACUCAUUUGAGGAGAAGAGGAGAGCUAACGCAGCCUUGUGGUGCCCCUGUGCUUAUGACCUGUGCGUCAGAGAGGGUCGAGUUCACUUUCACCUGCUGCUGUCUUUCAGUUAGGAAGGAGUGAUACCAUCUGAUUAAGUAAGGAUUCACAUCCAUCUGUUUGAGCUUUUUUAACAUAAUUUGGGGAAGAAUAGUAUUAAAAGCUGAGCUAAAGUCCAUGAACAUUAAUCUAGCAUAAGCUGAAGGAUUUUCCAGGUGUUUUAAAAUAAAGUGAGUUGUAGAGGUCAGAGCAUCAUCUGUACCUCUACCAUCGCUAUACGCAAACUGGUAGGGGUCCAAGAGGUGUUGCACCUCAGUUCGCAAGUUCCCUACAAUAAUCCGUUCUAGUGACUUUAUAACUAUUGAGGUCAAAGCCACUGGUCUGAAGUCGUUGUUGUCAUGUGGGCAUGUUUUUUUUGCAACUGGUAUGAUGACAGCUUUCUUCCAUAUUUGAGGGAUACUUCCCAUGUCAGCAGAGAGCUGGAAUAAUGGACUCCAAGCAGGAGUGAGCUCAUCUGCAAACGUGUUCAGCAGGAGUGCCGAAAUACCGUCUGGCCCACUGGCCUUCUUAGUAUGCAGUUGUUUGAAAACCCUGGCCACAGCACUAUCAAUUAUUAUUCUUCUAUUGUGUAUUGGGUCGCAGGUUAAAGAGGUUGACAAGUUAUUACAUGCAUCAAUGUUAGAAGCAGAAUUAAUAUCAAAACGUUUGUAGAAGUUAAGUUAAUUUGCUUUGUUAAGCUCAUCCAGAACAUGCAUCUCCCUCUUGCCGGAGUUCAGAUUUGUAAUUUCUUUAACAGAGUCCCACAGUUCUUUCGAGUUCUUGGUUGAGAAAGCCUCUCGGGCACUCAGACUAUGUUGCUCUCGGGCUUCUUUAAGUUUCCCCUUUAGUUCUCUUUGAGCUGAUCUCAGUUGUAUUGCAUCGUUAUUUUGAAAAGCGAUAUUUCUUCGUCGGUGUCUCGGGGGCACGUCCGCGUGAUUUUGUGGUGUUGCCUGCGUGCAGGUCGCUCCAUAACUCCGCCGGGUUCCAGUGCGUAAUUACCCGCCGCAAGCCACAUGAAGACUAGGUGAGAUUAGUAAGAUUUUGGUUAGGCAGUGAGGGGGAAAUUCUCUGUUGGGUUUGUCUUUUGUCCAUGCGUGUUGGCAGGUUAAUACUUUGCUUUCUGAUUGGUUAUAGGUAGUAUAUUAUGGCUUCUUUGUCGGCGUUUGUGGAUGCGCCCUCAGUGUCUUUCUUAGACGAUUGCAAGAAGGCGCAGUUGGUCGAAAUAGCAGAGCAUUAUGAAAUUGCUGUUGUAGGGAGCAAACGGAAACAUGAGAUUAAAGCUGUCAUGUCAUCUUUGUUUGAGCAGGGAGUGUUGUUGAACGGGUGGUCUCACUGCCUGAUCUCCCUUAGUCUGUGUCAAAGGAGGAGGAAGACGAGGAGACUCUUCCUCACUCAGAGAUCCAGCAGGGAGAUCAGUUCACCUUCAGCAGCAUUGAAAGAGAAGAAUACGACAAACUGUUUGACUUUGUAAAUGCCAAGAAGCUCAACAUCAAGAGCAGAGGCUUCAAAGAGGGCAUGAAGGGUAAGAUCGACGAGUACAGCGACUUGGACGAAGACCAGCACAAUGCCUACCUGGAGGAGAAGAAGAAGGGGAAGAAAGAGAGGAAACCCCGCAAAGAGAGGAAGAGGAGGCCGAAGGAGGUUGGCGCGCCCAAGAGGCCGAUGAGCGCCUACAUGCUGUGGCUCAACGUCAGCCGAGAGAGAAUCAGGGCUGAGAACCCCGGCAUCUCCAUCACAGAGAUCUCCAAGAAGGCCGGAGAGAUGUGGAGGACGCUGAGCAAAGAGGACAAGGGGGAGUGGGACAUAAAGGCAGUGGAGUUAAGAAGGAGGAUGUUGGUUGGUCGUGGACCCCUUUGGGGCCCCGUCUUAAGGGGGGGGGGGCUGUGAUGCCCCUGUGGGUCCAUCAGUGGAGAGGGUGUGGCUGUCCUGUCUGUACUGCAUUGAUUGCACUGAUUGCAGGGAUGAGAAAAUACCUGAGAAGUUUUCUAAGCAGUCGAAGCUAGAUCUUCAGAAGAUUACUGACUUCAAGGUUAAAAGGUGCAUCAAGCCCAAUUACUUUGGCCAACAGGUCCAAGCACAACUACACCAUUUCUCGGAUGCAAGUGAGCAGUGAGCUACUUGAGAUUGGUGAUACUGUGAAACUGUGAUGAUUUAGAGGUCAAAAGAAAUGCUAUUGUCAACACAGUUAUGGUCACAGAAAAUCCUACAGGCAAGCUACUCAUGCAUUUCUCCAGCUGGAGAAAACUACAAGUUGCAGUAGCAUGGAUCCUGAAGUUCAAAGAAAGCUUGAAACAGCUCGUUCAAAGGAGAAAAUAGCUUAUUUCCACUUUAAAUGACUCCAACACCGAUGCUCAAAACAAAAGCAAUGUUGAGCAGAAAAUAGAAAACAUGAAGGCCACACUGGGUGGACAGACCAUUACUCUGGAAGAUCUUGAGAAGGCAGAAAACUCCAUCAUAUGCCAAACCCAAAGACAGUAUUUUCCAGAGGAAAUGACAGCACUGCAAACAACACAACGUGGUGUCAAAAGGUCAAGCAGUCUCUACAAGCUUGAUCCAGUGUUAAAGGAUGGAGUGCUAAGAGUGGGAGGACGCCUGAGGAGGGCAGCUAUGCCAGAAGAAACUAAGUUCCCUGUCAUACUGCCAAAAAACUGUCAUGUGUCAACUCUCAUAUUAAGGCACAUGCAUGAAAGAACUGGACAUGGAGGAAGAAACCACAUCCUCUCUGAAGUUAGGAAGAUGUAUUGGAUAAUCAAAGCCAACUCUGCUGUAAGAAAAAUAUUGGGAGAUUGUGUUUUGUGCAAACGACAAAGCCAAAAUUGGAGAGCAGAAGAUGGCUGACUUGCCACAGGAAAGGCUUGAGCCAGACAUGCCUCCAUUUACCAAUGUUGGUGUGGACUACUUUGGCCCUAUUCAAGUCAAAAGAGGACGUACCACAUUGAAGAGGUACGGAGUGCUGUUCACGUGCAUGACAAGCAGAGCUGUGCAUAUUGAGGUCGCCAACUCACUUGAUACAGACUCAUGUAUCGACGCUUUGAGAAGAUUCAUAUGCAGAAGAGGUCAAGUGAAACAUACAAGAUCUGACAAUGGGACCAAUUUUGUUGGAGC